CAGCUUUGCCUCCGGCCAGAGUGUGCGAGUACCACUUAAAAAUCGUCAAGAGUUGUUUGAGUAGGGCCAAAGAUUACUCACGACAUGCACCACGACACGGAGUUAAGAUGUUGGGCCAACGUUUCCAGAGAAGAGAACUGAAGCUAAUCACCAUGUCUGCACCCGCUCCAGUAGCUCCCAAGAAGAAGGUGGCGAGGAAGCCCAAGAAGCCCGCGGCCCACCCACCGGUCGCCAAGAUGGUGGCCGCCGCCAUCGCUGCCUUGAAGGACCGCAAGGGAUCCUCCCUGCAGGCCAUCAAGAAGUACAUCGCCGCCAACUACAAGUUCGACGUCGUCAAGCAGGGCCAUGUCAUCAGGCGUGUCGUCAGGAACAUGCUGGCCAAGGGUCUGCUCACCCAGGCUAAGGGCAAGGGCGCCGCCGGCUCCUUCAGGCUCGGCGCUGCCGCCAAGAAGGCUCCCAAGAAGCGCAAGGCGAAGAAGCCCAAGGCCAAGAAGGCAAAGAAGGCCAAGAAGGCGAGGAAGCCAAAGGCCAAGAAGGCAAAGAAGCCAAAGGCCAAGAAGGCAAAGAAGGCCAAGAAGCCAGCAGCCAAGAAGGCCAGAAAGCCUGCCAAGAAGACCAAGAGGGUGGCGAAGAACAUCAUGCCGCCAAAGACCCCAGGAAAGGCCGCCAAGAAGGCAGGCAAGGCCCGCCGUGCAGGUGGAGCCAAGAGGAGGAGGAGAAGGAGGGAGUCCUUCGGUAUCUACAUCUACAAGGUACUCAAGCAGGUGCACCCCGACACCGGUGUCUCCAGCAAGGCCAUGGGCAUCAUGAACUCCUUCGUCAACGACAUCUUCGAGCGUAUCGCUGGCGAGGCUUCCCGCCUGGCUCACUACAACAAGCGCUCCACCAUCAGCAGCCGGGAGAUCCAGACCGCCGUGCGUCUGCUGCUGCCUGGCGAGCUGGCCAAGCACGCCGUCAGCGAGGGCACCAAGGCCGUCACCAAGUACACCAGCUCCAAGUAAACUACUUCGAACGGCAAACA
Molecule: messenger RNA, 1021 nt
Organism: Branchiostoma belcheri (Belcher's lancelet)
Lineage: Eukaryota; Metazoa; Chordata; Leptocardii; Amphioxiformes; Branchiostomatidae
Product: histone H2B.3-like
Exons: 3
Coding region: 108-1001 (297 amino acids)
Biological process (GO): nucleosome assembly
Cellular component (GO): nucleosome
Molecular function (GO): DNA binding; protein heterodimerization activity; structural constituent of chromatin
Source: RefSeq, a predicted model, not a curated record